GGCAUUGUAUAGAUGGUUUUAUCCGCUCGACGCACCAAGCUUGAUGUAGCAGCUUAAAUGACUAACUUACAGCGAAACAGUGUUGCUGAGAGGAACAUUGAUCAGGCUAUUACAGCAUUGAAAAGAGGCUCGUAUCUACUAAAGUAUGGCCGCAGAGGGAAGCCAAAGUUUUGCCCUUUUCAGCUCUCUAAUGAUGAGACAACACUAAUAUGGUUUGUUGGUAAGGAGGAGAAACAGCUUCGAUUGAAUCAUGUUUCACGAAUUAUACCUGGACAGCGUACUGAUGUAUUCCAACGUUUUCCUCGACCUGAAAAGGAAUAUCAAUCAUUUUCUCUUAUAUAUGGAAAACGAUCCUUGGAUCUGAUGUGCAAAGAUAAGGAUGAAGCAGAAAUCUGGUUUAUCGCCCUUCAGGCAUUGAUCUCAAAGGGGAAUUAUCAAAGAUGGAAAACAGAAGUAAAAGGUGAUGAUAUAUCAUCAGACACUUCAAGUGCUGAUGCUCAAAGGAAUAUACGGCCCACUGUGUCAACUGGCAGUGGAGAUGCUGCUUAUGAGGAUUCCAGACAAGUACAUAGAAACCUGCUUUCUCUUCAAAAGCCUCCACAGAAAAAAUUGGGAAGAGUAUUUUCGGAAUUCUUACUUAACAAUUCAGUGGAUUUUUCUCCUCAGAGAGAUUCUUUCACAAAUUCAACAAGCUCAAUGUCCUGCACGAAUAUGGAUGAUGCAAGUGGGCAAAGCUCUGCUGAUACUUCACGAGUAAGUUCUUCCAGUGCACUUUCUUCAUCUAGCCAGAGGUCCUUUUUUGAAGAUUUUGAUAGACUAUGUGAUCUUUUCAUCUGGGGGGAAGGAACUGGUGAUGGAUUGUUGGGUGGGGGUGUGCACAAAGUUGGAGAGAUUUCUGGUGCUAAAAAAGAUGCAUUUCUGCCAAAGGCUCUGGAAUCAACACUGGUACUUGAUGUUCAGAAUAUUGCUUGUGGAAGUAGACAUGCUGUUUUAAUUACAAAAAGGGGAGAGGUAUUCAGUUGGGGUGAGGGAUCUGGUGGUAGGCUUGGACAUGGAGUAGAAACUGACAUUGCUAAUCCGAAACUAGUAGAGACUCUCAAUGGAUUGAGUAUCAACUCCGUUGCUUGCGGUGAAUAUCAUAAUUGUGCUCUCACAGUAUCAGGAGACCUCUAUACAUGGGGAGAUGGAACUCAUAAAUUAGGCCUUCUUGGUCAUGGAAAUGAAGUUAGCCACUGGACUCCAAAAAAAGUAACUGGUCAGAUGGAGUGCUUAUAUGUGUUGUCUGUUUCUUGUGGACCUUGGCAUUCUGCAGCUAUCACUUCGCUAGGUCAAUUAUUCACAUUUGGAGAUGGAUCCUUUGGUGCUCUAGGUCAUGGAGAUCGUAGCAGCUCAAGUGUUCCCAGGGAAGUUGAAACUCUAAAAGGAUUUCGAACAGUAAGGGUUUCUUGCGGAUUUUGGCAUACUGCUGCUGUAGUAGAUGUUUCUUUUCAAUCAACAAGUUCAGAAACCUCAUCAGGUGGAAAGCUAUUCACAUGGGGAAAUGGGGAUGAAGGCCAACUUGGACAUGGGGAUAAAGAACCUAGACUUUUACCAUUCUGCAUUACUGCUCUUGAAGAGAUGAGCUUUUGUAAAGUGGCCUGUGGUCAAAGCAUCACAGUUGCUCUUACAGCCUCUGGUGAAGUAUACACUAUGGGAAGAGCGGACUAUGGACAACUGGGAAAUCCUGGACAUGCUGGUGGGCUGCCCACUUGUGUGCAGGGAAAAUUGAAAAACAUUUUUAUCGAAGAUAUAGCUUGUGGCUCUUUUCAUGUUGCGGCCCUGAGUUCGACAUCUGAAGUUUACACCUGGGGGAGGGGAAAAAAUGGUCAGUUAGGGCAUGGGGACUUUAAUGACAGGGACAUUCCUACACUAGUUGAAGGUCUGAGGAACAAACAAGUAAAGGCUUUAGCUUGUGGGAACAACUUCACUGCUGCUAUAUGUCUUCAUAAACAAGUGUCUCUAGCUGAUCGUUCAACUUGUUCAGGUUGCACUCGUCCGUUUAAUUUCAAAAGGAAAUGUAAGAACUGCUACAAUUGUGGGCUUGCCUUCUGCAGGGCAUGCUGCAGUAAGAAAUCUCUAAAAGCUUCUUUGGCUCCAAAUAUGAAGAAACCCUAUCGAGUUUGUGACAAUUGUUUUGCCAAACUGCAUAAGGGCUCGGAUUCAGGUUUUAGUUUUCUACCUCCCAAGGCCUUGAGCGGAACCAAGGGGAGAAAUGCUGUUGAGGAAAAGGAGAAAGAGAACUUUCACACCAAACCUCGUGGUUUUCUUUCUAAACUCUCCUCUUUUGAUUCAUUCAGACGAUCUAAUAUUGGACAUUACAAGAAGAGCCUAAAGUCAACCUCAAUCAGUGGGCAUUCCUCUUCCAUCGGUAGUGAAAAUUCACUAUGUGAUAAGUCAUGCAUACCAACUCCGUCAAGGUCUAUGUUGGACUACGCUGAGAAAGUAUCUAUUUCUGCUCCUGGUUCAACGGGGCAUUCUCAACCAUCAUCUCCUUACUCUAGAGGAUCAAGUCCAUUUCAAUCUGCAUUGGUUAUGCCUUCUUCUUCUCCUCCUCUUUCAAUUCCUGAUGCAGUAUUUGAUGAUUCAAAGCAGAAAAGUGACAGUUUGACAAAAGAAAUAUUGCUCUUGAGAGAACAGGUGGAGAUUCUUACCUGCAGAUCUCAGUUCCUGGCAUCAGAACUGGAAAGAACAUCAAGCCAAAUAAAGAACGCUACAGAAUUAGCAAGGUAUGAGGCAGAGAAAAACAAUGCUGCAAAGGAAGUAAUAAACUCACUGAUCAGGCAGUUGAGGGACAUGUCUGCAAAAGUGCCUCAAGGGGCUUCCUCCUGCAGAACUUCGGAUCCAUUUUCAGAGAACAACUCCAAUUCCCUGAGCAUUUCUUCUUCCUGGAGCCAAUUAACCAGCUAAGCUCCAAUGAGCUUGGGAGGUGUUCUGCACAUAGUUGUAGAGGAUGUCUGACAUUAAGUAGAUUUAGACACUAACUCAAGCCACUUGGCAGUCUUCUGGACAAAUUCACUUCAGUUUUGGACUGUCUUCUCUGUCUAUCUGUUGCAGCUUGAGACAUUGACAACUAAGAUCGAUAUCCGAGCAGAUGAUAAACUGAUGCAGUAAGAGCAGCAAGACUUGGGUUGUACCAUAUCUUCGGCUUUAUAGCUACCCUUUUUCUGAGAGCUCUUUCACUUUUGUUUUGACAGUAAUGAAAUUCUGCUUCAGAUGUGAUGUACAGUCAUUCUUGCCCGGUGUAUAGUUAGCAUUACGUGUAGAGGCGUUAGAAAGUAGGCAAGGAAAAGAACGCUAAGAUGCAGUUCAGCAUUCUGCUGCGAAGCGUGAUUUUUCUCAUGGUGCUUCCAUGCAAUUUCGGUUUUUUCUUUUCAGGGUAUUUUGAAAUUUGAUCCCUAUUGUGAUCAGCUCAAAUUUGUUACGCCAUACAGUCGCUCUAUCCUCAGCUUCCUCUUCUCUCUCAAUUUGUCACUUUGAGCCAGAAUUUGCCAAGCAAUUUUUUUUUUUUUU
Coffea eugenioides is the source of this 3549-nucleotide messenger RNA. RefSeq names its product PH, RCC1 and FYVE domains-containing protein 1-like. The record is from RefSeq and is a predicted model, not a curated record. The coding region runs from base 58 to 2946 and encodes 962 amino acids. The transcript has 9 exons. Gene Ontology annotation, molecular function: metal ion binding. NCBI's taxonomy places the organism in Eukaryota, Viridiplantae, Streptophyta, Magnoliopsida, Gentianales, Rubiaceae.